This is a messenger RNA of Triticum dicoccoides, 1281 nucleotides long. RefSeq names its product probable inactive receptor kinase RLK902. Lineage: Eukaryota; Viridiplantae; Streptophyta; Magnoliopsida; Poales; Poaceae. Gene Ontology annotation, molecular function: protein binding. The coding region runs from base 73 to 1281 and encodes 402 amino acids. The record is from RefSeq and is a predicted model, not a curated record. The transcript has 4 exons.
UUGCAUCCCAAACAAGAUUUCUUACCAAUAGUUGUUGUGUUUGUGUAGACAUAGCAUACUUCAGCUGAAUCCAUGGCGAAAUGCUGGCUGCUGCUCCAAUUCUUGGCGUUCCUCUUGCCGGCGACGAGUGCUACGUCGUGCCACACCGACGACCUCCGUGCGCUGCAGGGCUUCGCCGGGAAUCUCAGUGGUGGCGGCGUGCUCCUACGCGCUGUUUGGACCGGUGUCUCGUGCUGCGGCUGGGAAGGUGUGAGCUGCGACGGCACAAGUGGACGCGUCACGGGGCUUCGGCUACCCGGGUGCGGCCUUGCGGGGCCCAUCCCUAGAGCAUCCUUGGCGGGCCUCGCGCAGCUGGAGGAGCUCAACCUUGCCAACAACAAACUGAUCGGCACCAUCCCAUCGUGGAUUGGUGAGCUUGAUCACCUAUGCUACUUGGAUCUUUCUGACAAUUUAUUGGUUGGCGAGGUACCCAAGAGUUUGAUAGAGCUCAAGGGCUUCGCCACCACUGGUCGUUCAUUGGGUAUGGCUUUCACUAACAUGCCAUUGUAUGUGAAGCGUAGCAGACGAACACUCCAACAACAACAACCCAAUAUCAUAUCUGGGACCAACAACAAAGUCCGAUCUGGUAGAACCAAUGUUGUAUCCGGAAACGACAACACGGUUGUAUCUGGGAAUGACAAUACUGUUGCUGGGAGCAACAAUACCAUCACAACUGGGAGUGGCAAUACCGUAUCUGGUAGUAACCAUGUUGUUUCUGGGACCAAACAUAUCGUAACUGACAACAACAAUGUUGUUUCCGGGAUAGACAAUAAUGUAUCCGGGAGCUUCCACACCGUAUCCGGGACUCUCAAUACCGUAUCCGGGAGCAACAAUAUCGUAUCUGGGAGCAACCAUGUCGUGUCUGGGAGCAACAAAGUUGUGAAAGGAGCCAAGGAUAAAAGUCCUCGCAGUAGGACGACCUUCAUCGCAAGCAGGGAGGAGGAUGAGGAGGAGGUGGAUCUUCAUACCAUCAAGUUUCCCAAGAGUGUGGUGAAUUGCAACUAUAAGAGUAUUGUGUACGGAGAAUGGAGAUGGGUAAUAUGCGGUCUUAUCAUGUGGAUGUUUCUAUAUUUUGCAUUGGAUAUGGCCACCAGAAAAAGGAAUUUGCAUCCAGCUGAUCCUGCAUUUUGGACCUUGCAACAAAUAAAAGGUCCCCAUCUGGGAAGAGAUUUAGGUGGCCCCAGAAUUAUCAGGCGAAGGCGCGGAGUGAAGAAGGAGGUGCUCGGCCGUCUCAAUCCUUGA